AUGGCCCUGGAGCCCGAAGGACUCGCACGGGGCAAGGAGGCCUUGUCGCGCAGUGGCCGUCUGGCGGAGCGCGCGGUGGACGCCGCGCGCGGAGGAGAGCCCGCCUCCGUGACGGACGCUCUCGGCGGCUACACACUGGGCGUGUGGCCCCUGGGUGGCAUGACGUUCGCGUACUCGAUGGGACUCCCAGAGGGACACGAGCGGGGCCACGCUCGACAGUGCUCCACGUGCGCGCCUGACUCCGCUAGAUUGACGGCCGCCGUAUCUCCUCCAGCCUGCAGGAUCUCGGUCGUGAGGCCGUCCCUCACGAUACCAUGGUUGCUCCUCAUGCUCCUCAUUCUGUUGACAAGUGCCGUUGGGGCGAAUCUGCCGGCGUGGUGGGACCGCCCCCUGGGGCACUUGAGCGGCACCGUGGGUUGGAGGCCACCGCAGGAGCCGGACGCGGUCAUCGCGAGCGCGGAGGCGGCGGUCUCAGGCGGCGACUUGAGCGCCGCCCUCGCGGCCCUGGUGCAGCUGAAGGCCCGUCAGUGGACGCGCGAGCACGCGGACGCCGCCGGCACUGCCGGCGCCUCCGCCGCGACCGCGGCCGCCGCCUCCGCCGUGGGCCGGCGCCCGCAGCAGACGCAGCAGGCGGCGGCCCUGGCCCAGGCCAGCGCCGUGGCCGCCGCUGCGGCCGCAUCGCCGGUCCUGACGCGCAAGCAGCAGCAGCAGCAGAUGCUGCAGCAGCAGCGGCACCAGGCCAUGAUGCAGCAACAGCAGCUGAGGCAGCAGCAACUGCACCACCAGCAGCUGCAGCAGCAGCUGCACGCCCAGCAACUGCAGCAGCACCAGGCAAUGCUGUUGCAGCGAGCGCAGGCCGCACAGGCCGCACAGGCCGCCGCCCAGCAGAAGCAGGCGGCGGCGCAGCAGGCGGCGGCGCAGCAGGCGGCAGCGCAGCAGGCGGCAGCGCAGCAGGCGGCGGCGCAGCAGGCGGCGGCGCAGCAGGCGGCACAGCAGCGGCGGGUGGCCGACAUUGGCCCGCCCGCGACAAUCCCGGCAGAGGAGGCCGAGACGGGGAAGGUAAUGAAGGUGCUGACCCGCUUCGAUGGCUCCAGCGACGCUUCGCAGCUGCAGUUGCAGCCGGGCGACUCCGUCGCGGUCCUGGAGCAGCACGCCUCCGGCUGGGUAUUCGGGCGCAAGGUGGAGAAGGGCGGCGCUGACGACCCCGAGGGCUGGUUCCCGCUGUGGGCCCUCCAAUCGCGGUGAUGCGCCGCGCGCUCCAGGGGGGCCGGGUGGGGGGGGGGCCUCCUCCUUCCUCGGGGGGGGCAUGCAUGGGCGGGCCGCUCCCGCAAUUCGCGUGGCACGCGCGCUUCGGGCUUGUGCUCGCCAGCGUGCUGGGCUCGUGGCAGCCGCUGCCUCGGGCUUCCUAGUUCCCCCCCCCUCCCGCCGCUGCGCUCCUGCUCGCGGCCCCCGUGCCGCUCUUCCUGCUUCUGCGUGCCUUUUUUUUUCUCCCCACUCCCCCUUUGCCGCCCCGACCCGCCCGCCCUCCUCCGCUCCUCCGCGGGGCUUUUUUCAUCUGCCUGGCCCCGCCAGCCCACGUGGUCACAGUUUGGCGCCAAGCCUUGCCAGGGUUGUGCCGCCGCCUGGUCGCGGUUGUGGAGGG
Messenger RNA from Prorocentrum cordatum, 1642 nucleotides. The record is from the annotation of a GenBank genome assembly. NCBI's taxonomy places the organism in Eukaryota, Dinophyceae, Prorocentrales, Prorocentraceae.